CAACUCCAGCAUCUGGCUGAGUCGAGCACAGAGGUUAUAUGUGAGUUGCAGGGGUCAGAGGGGUGGGGGAUGCUACACCAGAUGCCUAAACAGUGUGUAUCGUGCAACAGGCUCCUCAGCACGUGUACACCCAUAGACAGCACGUGCAUACCAUCAACCAAUUGUGUACCAAAACACCAGGUCAAUGAAAUUGUGUUGAGUUGUUUAUUCCUAGACACAAUGUGGGCCAGAUCUCGCACAUUCUUCUUCACUGUGACAUUAAUGUAUGUAACAUUGUUUCACUCAUGUUGCAGUCAAGAGGACGUUGUGGAAUUCGAUCAAGAGGAUGUUGACCGAGUGGUUCUUGAAAGUUUUAAUUGCCACGAAAACCCGGCACUGGCAGUAGCUGUUGUGAAAGAUGGCAAGGUGCUUCUGUCCCGUGGCUAUGGCACAUUUGAUAAGGACACCAACAAGCCAGUCACUAACAGCAGUGUCUUUGGCGUGGCCUCGUUGACCAAAGUAUUCACCUCGACUGUCUUCCUCAAGCUGCUGCUAGAGAAAACCAAUUUGACUGUCAACUCACCUAUACGCAAAUUAUUGGGAGAUGAGUUCCAGAUGGUGGAUCAGGUACGUACCCAAGAAGCAUCAUUCGCUGACCUGUUGUCUCACAAAAUGGGAAUCCCUGAUAACAACAUGCUGAGAUUUGAUCCAAACUUUACAAGGGAGAAUCUGUUAAAACGUCUUCCCUAUAUGAACAGUUCAGGGACAUUCCGUGCCAACUAUUAUUACAGUAACAUGAUGUACGGGCUUGUGGCUCGACUGACAGAGCUCCUCGGUAACAGCAGUUGGGAACAGCUUGUAACAGAGCAGCUCCUGAGGCCUCUGGGGAUGGACAGUUCCACGUUUGCCUCAGUGACAGACUUCAACAGAGAAGACAUUGUCACUGCUUACGAAAAACUAGACUCCAACUUUGUCAAGGUGCAUCCAGAGUUUUCCAGAAGAUGGGCACAACUUCCAGGUUCCGGUUCUUUCAUGACGUCUGCCAAUGACAUGGCCAAGUGGAUGAACUUUCACCUGUCAGGGGGACGAAAUUCUCAAGGGGAUGCAGUAGUGCCUGAAAAAGUUCUGACAGAGAUCAACCAGCCCAGAUUUUAUGCAGGAAAUGAACUUUGUAAAGAGAUUGACCUGACCCAGUUUCCACUGUCUUGUAGUGACAAUAUCUUUUGUUUUGGUUUAAGGUCUGGACAUUACCGAGGCUACCAACGCUUGACCCACACAGGUUCCACCAGAGGCUAUCGAGCCGUUGUUUCCCUCCUACCUACUCACAAGGUUGGCGUUUUCCUUGCUCUGACCAACAAAGAUGAUUUGUUUAAAUACCGCAACCCACUCCUUAUGUAUCUGACAGACCGAGCUCUGGGCUUCAGGUCCUGGUUAAAUAUCUCCACAAUAUGUUCCUACCCAAAGCCAUGGAAGAAUACAUCAUCUCCAUCGAACCAGACUGGGCUUGUUGACUAUCAACUCCAUCAUGAGUAUUCAAUAUAUGAAGGCACCUAUUUCAACACACUGUACGGCUCUCUGACCAUUCACUACAACAAGAGUCUGUCCUCCUUAGAGAUGAACUAUGGGUGGGGACGAUGGACACUGAAGCCCAUCUCUUCAGGAGCUGCUCAACAAUUUCAUGCUCAAGGCCUGGAUAUCAAUCAAGUCUACAACACCAAACCAAUUUCUUUUCUGUACAGUGACCCUGGGACAAUCAAAGCAAUCAAUGCUACUGGCUUUGUGCCUCUCCAGCCACCAAUAUUUGACAAGAUGGCUUCCUCUCUCAAUAGUUCUUCACAAAUAGUUCAUGGAAUCCUAGAACAUUUACUUUUAAUGACAUUGUUAUUGUGCUUAAUGAAUGUUUAAAUUGUGGGCUUAAUCUGUAUCUACCCUGGACAUGUCUACUGCUCCAAUCUCAAUGAUUUCAACACAAUGGUGUUCAGUUCCGUCAGAAAUGUUUAUUUGCACCCAGUUCAACAAGUCAACGAGAGAAUGGUGAAGAGGAAAAAGCAAACUAUAAUAACAAAGAAACACCAAAUAAUGUCAAACAAAAGUAUCAUACAGUAUGGUCAUUUGAGUGUCCUCCCCUGACACAAGUGUAGCUCAGUUAGAAUUAGUUAUUGUGUUCUCUGUACAUUGUUAAAUCUUUAGCUAGAAAGUGUUUUUAGUACAGGAUAGUUGCUUUAGACAAGUCAAGCGUUUUUAGUACAGGAUAGUUGGGUUAGACCAGAGAAAGUGUUUUUAGUACAUGAUAGUUGCUUUAGACAAGUAAAGUGUUUUUAAUACUGUUUUUAGUACAGGAUAGUUGCUUUAGACCAGAAACUGUUUUUAGUACAGGAUAGUUGCUUUAGACAAGUCAGUGUAACAAAAUAAAUAGGACACAGCUGAUUCUGCACAGCCUCUGACUCUUAACAACAAAUGCUAUAUAAUGGCAGUAAAUUUGAAUGUGUCUGGUGUAAUUUUAGGGUAUUAUUUAAUUAUUGUGUCUGUUCACAUUUCUAUGGACUGGAUGUAUUGUAAAAUGCACUAUUAAAAUGUGAAUGAAGACUA
Molecule: messenger RNA, 2568 nt
Organism: Biomphalaria glabrata
Lineage: Eukaryota; Metazoa; Mollusca; Gastropoda; Planorbidae
Product: D-alanyl-D-alanine-carboxypeptidase/endopeptidase AmpH-like
Exons: 7
Coding region: 70-1884 (604 amino acids)
Source: RefSeq, a predicted model, not a curated record